GGCAUAAUCCAGACACACCGAGACAGUAGAGAGCACGCUUUCCUAGAUCUGCCUCUGGACCAAAAACAACCGCAAUCAUGUCGCGCCCCGAAGACAUCCUACCGCCCGACCUCUUCUACAAUGACAUCGAGUCGCGAAAGUACACAACUUCCUCGCGAAUCCAAAAGAUCCAAUCCACAAUGACCCAUCGCGCCCUUUCCCUGCUCGGGCUAACCUCGCCCUCGAUGAUUCUCGAUGUCGGCUGCGGCUCUGGUCUUUCGGGCGAGAUCUUGUCGCAAACUGCUGAACAAGGCACACCGGGUGGCCCUCAUGUGUGGAUUGGCUACGACAUCAGCGCAUCCAUGUUGGGCGUGGCACUGGAGAAAGAAGUCGAGGGCGACUUGUUGCUAGCAGAUGCGGGGCAGGGUGUGCCAUUCCGACCAGGAACUUUUGAUGCGGCGAUCAGCAUCAGUGCAGUCCAGUGGCUGUGUAAUGCCGAGACGAGCGAAGAGAGCCCCGUGGGCAGGCUUUCGAGAUUCUUCAACCAACUGUAUGCUUCCCUGAAGAGAGGCGGCAGGGCUGUGUGCCAGUUCUACCCCAAGAACGAUGCGCAAAAGAAAAUGGUGGCCCAGGCGGCCAUCAAGGCUGGAUUUGGCGCUGGUCUGCUGGAGGAUGACAUGGGCACCAAAAGCGCAAAGACAUAUCUUGUGCUCACGGUUGGCGGUGGGGCCGUCGACGGUGACAUCACAGGUGUAGUGAGGGGCAUGGAGGGCGUUGACGUCGAAGAUGCGCGGAGAAAGACAAAGGGCAUGAAGCGGGGCGAGGAGCGAAAGGGCAGCAAGGCGUACAUCCUAAAGAAGAAGGAAAAGAUGGAAAAGCAAGGCAAGGUGGUCAAGUCCUCGUCUAAGUACACAGGCAGGAAGAGGAGGAUCCAAUUCUAGAUACCCACGGCAUCACGACGUCAC
Messenger RNA from Exserohilum turcica Et28A, 944 nucleotides. RefSeq lists its product as uncharacterized. Lineage: Eukaryota; Fungi; Ascomycota; Dothideomycetes; Pleosporales; Pleosporaceae. Gene Ontology annotation, molecular function: rRNA (guanine) methyltransferase activity. The transcript has 2 exons. Gene Ontology annotation, cellular component: nucleolus. The record is from RefSeq and is a predicted model, not a curated record. Gene Ontology annotation, biological process: rRNA (guanine-N7)-methylation. The coding region runs from base 78 to 920 and encodes 280 amino acids.